This is a messenger RNA of Macadamia integrifolia, 914 nucleotides long. Its product is annotated as 40S ribosomal protein S11-2. Gene Ontology annotation, biological process: translation. Bases 143 to 622 code for a protein of 159 amino acids. The record is from RefSeq and is a predicted model, not a curated record. Gene Ontology annotation, cellular component: ribosome; cytosolic small ribosomal subunit. Gene Ontology annotation, molecular function: structural constituent of ribosome. NCBI's taxonomy places the organism in Eukaryota, Viridiplantae, Streptophyta, Magnoliopsida, Proteales, Proteaceae. The transcript is spliced from 6 exons.
UCUGGAUUGACGUCUCACUAGAAAUAAAUUGUUGAGAAUCCACUAAUUAGGGUUUCAUCGUUCUUCCGUUAGGCCGUCGCUCUCUUGGCUCAAAGCAGCUCCUCCUCAUCCUCUGCCCUCCUCCGAAGAGUGGUUCUCCAUCAUGGCUGAACAGACGGAAAAGGCGUUUUUGAAGCAGCCGAAGGUGUUUUUGUGCUCGAAGAAAUCUGGGAAGGGUAAAAGGCCUGGCAAGGGCGGAAACCGUUACUGGAAAAGCAUUGGUUUGGGGUUUAAGACGCCCAGGGAGGCAAUCGAAGGUACCUAUAUUGAUAAGAAAUGCCCCUUCACCGGCACUGUUUCCAUCAGGGGCCGUAUUCUUGCAGGUACCUGCCACAGUGCUAAGAUGAUGAGGACAAUCAUUGUUCGCCGUAACUAUCUCCAUUAUGUGAAGAAAUACCAGAGAUAUGAGAAAAGACACUCGAAUAUACCUGCGCAUGUAUCGCCUUGUUUCCGUGUGAAAGAGGGCGACCAUGUGACCAUUGGCCAGUGCAGACCAUUAUCCAAGACAGUGAGAUUCAAUGUAUUGAAGGUAAUGGCUGCUGGAUCAUCUGGCACGGGGAAAAAGGCUUUCACAGGAAUGUAAGGUUCAUAUAUCUCCCAGUAGAAGGGGUAGAAAUAUCCAAGGUCGAUGUCUAGUUUUCACCUCAGCUGUGGUGUUUUGGUAAUGUUCGAGUUUUAGAUCAAGAUGUAGGGGGAUUAUAGCCAUGCGACCUAUAGCUAAUAUAUGGCUUAUUUUGACCUGCAGCUUGUAGCACUUCAUCAUUGCAGUCUAUGGUUUUUUUUGUUUUGAGUCAAGACAAGAUAACUUUCUUUAGCUCGGUUUGUUGGAGUUUUUGUCAUGAAACCCUUGGAAUAACUAAGAUAGGUUUGGGCCA